Manihot esculenta (cassava) is the source of this 1732-nucleotide messenger RNA. RefSeq names its product zinc finger protein CONSTANS-LIKE 12. Bases 265 to 1578 code for a protein of 437 amino acids. Lineage: Eukaryota; Viridiplantae; Streptophyta; Magnoliopsida; Malpighiales; Euphorbiaceae. The record is from RefSeq and is a predicted model, not a curated record. The transcript is spliced from 4 exons. Gene Ontology annotation, molecular function: zinc ion binding; protein binding.
UCUCCCGCUGCUCUUUUGUCUUUUCUCGUCUCUUUUUCAAGUAUUUUAUUCUGUGUUUAUGGAAAUUGGCUGAUUCUACCUUUCUUUUCCAUCAAUCAUUCAUAGCUUUAGUUAAGAGAGUUCUUUCUUUUUUCUUUUUAUUUCCGUGUUUUGUGAUUGUUUUUUUUAACGGGGUAGAAGGAUUUGCGUUGUGAGAGAAGUAAGGCUAAUAAUAAUGCUCAGUUCUAGGCUCAGAUAUUACUUCGAGAAGUGUGGAAGGUAAAUAUGGAACCGUUAUGUGAGUUUUGUGGGGUUGUAAGGGCAGUAGUUUAUUGUAAAUCAGAUUCUGCAAGGCUGUGUUUGAACUGUGAUGAAUUUGUACAUUCUGCAAACUGUUUAUCUCGAAGGCAUUCUCGUUCACUUCUCUGUGAUAAGUGCAAUUCCCAACCGUCAAUUCUCCGGUGUUUAGAUGACAAGUUGUCUAUUUGUCAAAACUGUGAUUGGAAUAAUACAAAUAGUUGUUCAAGCUCCGGCCACCAUCUCCAAGUCUUGUCUUGUUACACCGGUCGACCUUCUUUGGCAGAAUUUUCUAGGAUUUGGUCUUCUGUUCUUGAUGCUUCUCCUAGUACAACAACUAGUUAUGAUCCUGAAGGAUUGGGAACGACGUCGCUUCCCUCUCUACAAGGAAAUGAGGAUUCCAUGAUUAGUUGUUUGAAGAACAAGGAUAAUGAAGGCACCUUUGGAUUGGUGACUAGAAAGUUGAAUGAAUUAGAACCUUGUAUGAGGUCCUCUAAUGUCAUUCCACAGGAUCCAAAUUCUGUUCCUCAUGGUAGAGAUCAAGAAUCUUUCUUGCCUGAGGAUCCAAACAUGUCAAAGGCCGGUUGCUCCAAUUUCAAAGAUCUUGAAAUUCCAGAUGGUGAAGAUUUAUGUGAAGGUCUCAACAUGGAUGAUGUUGCAUUGAACUUUGAGAAUGGUGAUGAUAUAUUUGGAUGCCCUCAAGUUCAACCCAGAUACCACCAAGGGGAUAUUAGAAAGGAUUGCAUUUUAAUGGAGAAAAGUUUAUCAGUUACUGAAUCUAACGCUGGUCGUGUUGACAAUACCAUAGAGGUAACCUCAUCUGGACAGCAAGACUGCAUCGCAUUCCAAUCACCUCAAGUUGCCUGUUCAACAAGUAUGAUACAGGCAAUGUAUGGUAGUACUAGUUGCUUGUAUAUGAACCCGAGUUUCAAUAGAAGUAUUAAUCUUGGAUUUCCAACUACCACUCGACAAAUUCACUCAAGCAUAUCUCUUUCACCAUCCAAUAUCACUGGUGAGAGCAGUGCUGCUGAUUAUCAAGAUUGUGGAAUAUCACCAGUGUUUUUGACCAAAGAAUCACCACGGGAAUUGAAUUUGGAAACAAGCUGUCCACAAGCAAGGGAAAAAGCUAAGAUGAGAUACAAAGAAAAGAAGAAGACAAGAAUAUUUGGUAAGCAAAUCAGAUAUGCCUCUCGUAAAGCCUUGGCUGAUACUAGAAAACGUGUCAAAGGUAGAUUUGUAAAAGUUGGUGAAGCAUAUGAUUAUGACCCAUUUGUAAAUAAAUACAAAUUAUGCCUCUCGUAAAUGCAUGAUGUGUAAGCCCCAUCUGUAUUUAAUUUGUGCCAAGCAAUUUGUGGACAAUCUAGUUAAAAAUACGCCGCUGCAGUAGCAUGAUGAUCUUUAGCCUCUAAAGAACACGAUUCUUUCGCUGCUUCGUGCUACUGGACUCUAUUCAAGA